AUGGAAUUCCGGGCGGGAAUUCUGGCCGGGAUUUAUAGCCGGGAGCGGCCCCACGGCACCUCCCCACGGCCUCGCUCCCGGGAAGGGAAGUGUCCCCAUCUGAUGGCGGGGGGGGGGGGGGCCGUCAAGGGCUUAGGGGGUCCCCACUGCUCCUUGGGUGAUCUCCAUCCAUCCAUCCAUCCAUCCAUCCCAUGCCCUUUUGGGGAUGUUUUCCCUAUUUUGCCGCUGAGUUUGGCACUGGGGACAGGCCCUGAUGUCGGUCUCCAUCCCCGGCAGCCGCUGCGGAGCAGCUCGGCCGUUCCGGGCCGCUCCUUCUCGUCCCGCUCCUUCACGGCCGCUCCGGCGCUGAGGAUGAGCACGGCGCCGGCUCUCGGCCCUUACGGGGGGCUCCGGGGCGGCUCCGGGGGGCUCGGGGGACCCUCGUGGGUGCCGGGCGGGGGCAUCACGGCCGUCACCAUCAACCGGAGUCUCCUGGCGCCGCUGGACGUGGCCGUGGAUCCCGAGCUGCAGGAGCUGCGCCGGGAGGAGAAGGAGCAGAUCAAGACGCUCAACGAUAAAUUCGCCGCCUUCAUCGACAAGGUGCGGUUCCUGGAGCAGCAGAACAAACUCCUGGAGACCAAGUGGGGGCUCCUGCGGGCGCAGCCCCCUCCCCGCAGCAGCCUGGGGGGGCUCCUCGAGGGCUACGCGGGGACCCUGCGGCGGCAGCUGGAGGCGCUGGGGCAGGAGCGGCAGCGGCUGCGCGCAGAGCUCGGCCACGUCCGCGGGCUGGUCGAGGAGUUCAAGGCCAAGUAUGAGGAGGAGAUCAACCACCGCACAGAGAAAGAGAACGAGUUUGUCCUGCUCAAAAAGGACGUGGAUGAAGCCUACAUGUCCAAGGUGGAGCUGGAAUCACGCCUGGAGAGCCUCACGGACGAGAUAAACUUCCUGCGGCAGCUCUAUGAAGAGGAGCUGCAGGAGCUGCGGGCGCAGGUGUCGGACACGGCCGUGGUGGUGUCCAUGGACAACAGCCGCCAGCUGGACAUGGCCGGGGUGCUGGCGGACGUGCGGGCGCAGUACGAGGACAUCGCCGGCCGCAGCCGCGCUGAGGCCGAAGGCCUCUACCAGGUCAAGUACGAAGAGCUGAAGACAGCAGCUGGGAAGCAGGGGGACGACCUGCGCCAGACCCGCGGCCAGAUCCAGGAGCUGAACCGGCGCAUCCAGCGGAUCCAGGCAGAGAUUGAGGCUCUGAAAAACCAGCGCUCGGGGCUGGAGGCGGCCGUGGCCGAGGCUGAGGAGCGCGGGGAGCUGGCACUGAGGGACGCCAGGGCCAAGCUGGCCGACCUGGAGGGGGCCCUGGCCCAGGCCAAGCAGGACCUGGCCCGGCAGCUCCGGGAGUACCAGGAGCUCAUGAACGUCAAGCUGGCCCUGGACAUCGAGAUUGCAACCUACAGGAAGCUGCUGGAGGGCGAGGAGAGCAGGCUGGAGGCUGCUGUGCAGAACCUGAGCAUCCACACCAAGCCUUCGGGGUACCUGGGUGAGUUUGUGGGGGUCCCCGGAACCCCCCGAUUUUGGGUGCCCCCCCCCCCCCCCCCGUGCCCCCUCACAGCUGCUCCCUCUUCCUCACAGGUGGACUCGGGGGAGGUUUUGGGGGGGGAUUUGGGGGGGCCUUUGGGGGGGCCGUGGUCAGCUCAGGGUACUCGGUCGCCCCCGCCCCCCGAGAGCACGGCCCCCCUCAAGUCCCGGGCCAUCGUCAUCAAGAAGAUCGAGACCCGCGACGGGAAGCUCGUGUCCGAGUCCUCCGACGUCCUGGAAAGCUGAAGCGCCUUUCCUGGGGACCCCCCAGGCCUUGGCUUGGCCGGCUGAGCUGAGCCCCCCUCUUUCCUGAGCAAACCCUAAAUCCUGACCUGCCGAGCCCGCCCUGGGCCCCCCUUUCUGGGGUGUCCCCCACGCCCACACAAACCGAACCCCCCUUUCCCAGGGGGCUCCUCCACGUUCCCUGAGCCCCCAGGGUGUCCCCCUGAGUCCUGGCCGAGCGAACCCCCUUUCCCGAGGGGGGGUCUCCAUGUCCCGCCCAGCUGAGACCCCUGGGCCUCCCCUUCUCAGGGUGCUGCCCCAUAUCCUCCCAAGCUGAACCCCCUUUUCCGAGGUGGGGGGGAGGGUCCCCCAUGUCCUGACAUUCUGAGCCCCCCACCCUGGUCCCCUCUUUCCUGCCCGGGGGGGUCCCCGCAAGUCCAGGCUACCUGAUUCCCCUUUCCUGGGGGGUCCUGUCCAUGUCCUGGGGGGAUCUUUGGUGGGGCAUCCCCCUUGUCCAGGCUGGCUGAGCCCAUUCCCUUCCCGGGGGGGUCCCUCCGUUCCUGUGGGGGUCCCCCAUGUCCUGACCUGCUGAGCCCCGCCCUUGGUGUGUCCCCGCUCCAUGCCGGUCCCCUUGCCGGGGGUCCCCAGCUCCCCACAGGACACCAGGCACCCUCUGCUGACGACCUGAGCCAGUGCCAGUGCCAGUCUCCCCCGGGGGGCUCCCACCCCCCCAUUGUCCCCUCUGGGACGGGGGGAGGCAACUGGGGGGUCUGGGCCUCCCCCCCUGUUCUGCUUGCUGCUGGAAUAAAACCUGGGAAAUUC
Molecule: messenger RNA, 2595 nt
Organism: Melospiza melodia melodia
Lineage: Eukaryota; Metazoa; Chordata; Aves; Passeriformes; Passerellidae
Product: keratin, type II cytoskeletal 8-like
Biological process (GO): keratinization; intermediate filament organization
Cellular component (GO): keratin filament
Molecular function (GO): structural constituent of skin epidermis
Source: RefSeq, a predicted model, not a curated record